UGACGGCAACUCUAAAGGCAGGUUCAUGCUGCCAGGCUCCAAACAAAAAGAGUACCCAACAUCUGCCAACAUAACUUGAUUUCCUAUUGGAUAAAGGGGAAAUAAAGGGGAAUAUUCCUAGAAACAACAAAACCAGUUACAGGAAUGGACUGCCAUUUUUCUGUCUGGGGAGUUUUGGCCUUCCUUAGUUUGGCUCUGCUUGUUUCAUUGACAUUGAAUAUUUCACACUGUAUGAAAAAGAAGCAAGAUAAAAUGGAUAAAGACUACGAAGAGAACAAUCCAAGCUAUGAUGGCUAUCACACAGAAGAUUAUCCAGUUUAUGGCAAUCUCAAUCAAGAUAUUUUAGAAGAAUGUUGUUACGAGCAGAUGAAGUCCCAGCCUCAAAGAGCAGUUAACCAGCUACAGGUGGAGUCUGCCAAUCAGAUGUGUUAUGCCUCACUUGAUCACAGUGUCAAGGGAAAACGCAGAAAACCAAGGAGAAAGAAAGAUCCUUCAUUAGAAGAAAAUGAGGAAGAAAGAUCAUCUAAUCCCAUGGCAGCUUCCAAAAUUAUUUACCUCAAUAGUGAGCAGCUGGCAGCCGAAAACACGGCAAAAGUAGAAGCCAUUCAUGAUGACCCCAUCAGAUUAAUGGGCUUGAUUCAUAAUAAAAAAGGGGAGAACCGAAUAGGUAAUGAACCAAAUAUGUAACCAUAAAGUGAGAUUUGCUUUCUCAUUCUGGGGGAACAAGGAAUGAUUAGAGAUAAUAUUCUGGAAAGCUGACAUAUUAAUCAGUGGUAUGAAAUGGGUAAGUUAAGUGUUCCAAACUGUCUGCCAAGCAUGUUUAUAAACUAAGCAAGACAUAGGUCCAGGCUGCCACUCAUGGAUCUGCUCUUCUGAAGACAAUAUAAAAGUUGCAGAAGUUAGUACUCAGCAUUCACAUGGUAGUGAUUCCAGUAAAAAUUGAUCCUGUUCUAAACAAGCAUCAGCUUCCAAGCAGUCCUAAAAGACCUCCUCACUGUCUAUAGAGCUCUAGCAGAGUACAGCUAUUCUAUAUUAACUUCAAUACUUCUGAAAUGAGAUUGUGCUUCGUACUUGCACACUUGGUGAUUAGUUGUUUUUACCCAUUAAGAACUGAUCUGUUGUUCCCCACUGUGAACUUUCUGUGACUGGUCUAUGGCAAUGACUGGAGAAUAAUUUAACAGCUGAUUUAAAGUAGUAAUUGUACAUAUCACAAGACUUAGCAGUAUCUUCAUAUAGUUUUAAGUUUCCUCUAACAAUACUGGAAUAUGUCUCAUAUCUCAGUUCCUCUAUUAGUGUAAUAUUGUAUACAGCUGUAUUCAAGGGUCCACAAAGAUAUUAUAAAACCAUCUCUAACAAUAAAUCUAGGGAGGAUUUCUUCCUUCUAAUACUCUGUGUUAUGUUUACAUUCCUAUUGUGUUUUCCACUGCCAUCCUUACAAACUGUUUUACAAAAACAAAAAGCUUUUUAUUUCCCCAAACCCUUCA
Poecile atricapillus (Black-capped chickadee) is the source of this 1484-nucleotide messenger RNA. Its product is annotated as T-cell receptor-associated transmembrane adapter 1. The record is from RefSeq and is a predicted model, not a curated record. Lineage: Eukaryota; Metazoa; Chordata; Aves; Passeriformes; Paridae. The coding region runs from base 145 to 687 and encodes 180 amino acids. Gene Ontology annotation, cellular component: T cell receptor complex. The transcript has 6 exons. Gene Ontology annotation, biological process: negative regulation of receptor recycling; positive regulation of T cell receptor signaling pathway.